AAAAUAUUCGUUAUAGUCAAGCCUACGCCAUAGUAGAAUUGGUGUAAGUAAGCGCCCUCUAGUGGCCAAGCCUCGGUAUUCAGAGUUGCGCAUGCGCAGAGGAAACUCAAACGGUGUGUGUAAUGGCUGCCUGAUGGAUUGAAAUUGAGGCCUGUUUGGUGCCCUGCUGGUCAUGGCAAUGAAGACCCGUGUGGAAGCGGUUCUGAACGUGGGUCUGCGGAUCCCCAGCAUCAUGCUGCUAGAGGUCCUGUACCGAUGGGACGUCAGCUCCUUCUUCCAGAAGAUCCAGAGAAGCAGUCUCAACAAUAACCCCCUCUUCCAGUACAAAUAUAUAGCCCUGUACCUGCAUUAUGUCGGUUACAUCCUCAGCCUGGUGUUGUUGACUUUACCCCGGCAGCACCUGGUGCAGCUCUACCUCUACGUGCUCACAGCUCUCCUGCUCUUCGCUGGACACCAGCUUUCUAGGGAUUACGUGCGCGGAGAGCUGGAAUCCGGUUUCGAGGGUUCCCUCUACUUGGAGCCCCUGUCUAUGAACCGCUUUACCACAGCACUCAUCGGUCAGGUUGUGGUGUGUACGCUGUGUUCCUGCGUCAUGCAGACCAAACAGAUCUGGCUGUUUUCUGCACACCUGCUCCCCCUAGUGGCUAGACUGUGCCUCGUGCCCCUGGAGACCAUCGUCUUCAUCAACCGCUUUGCUAUGAUCUUCACCGGUCUGGAGGUGCUCUACUUCAUCGCCUCCAACCUGCUGGUGCCCUACAAUCUGGCCAAAACUGCCUACAGAGAGCUGGUACAGGUGGUGGAGGUGUAUGGUCUGCUGGCUCUGGGCAUGUCUCUGUGGAAUCAGCUGGUUCUGCCUGUUCUCUUCAUGUGCUUCUGGCUGGUGCUGUUCGCACUGCAGAUAUACACCUACUUCAGCACACGGGACCAGCCGCCCUCCCGAGAGAGGCUGCUCUUCCUGUUCCUCACCAGUAUCGCUGAGUGCUGUAGUACUCCUUACUCACUGUUGGGGCUGGUCUUCACGGUUUCUUUUGUGGCGCUGGGCGUCCUCACUCUCUGCAAGUUCUACCUGCAGGGUUACAGAGCUUUCAUGAAUGACAACGCCAUGCACAGAGGCAUGACGGAGGGGAUCACUCUACUGAUCUUGGCUGUUCAGACUGGUCUCAUUGAGCUCCAGGUCAUUCACAGAGCUUUCCUCCUCAGCAUCAUCCUCUUCAUCGUGGUGGCCUCCAUCCUGCAGUCCAUGCUGGAGAUUGCUGACCCCAUAGUUUUAGCACUGGGGGCCUCCAGAGACAAGAGUCUGUGGAAGCACUUCCGAGCAGUGAGCCUGUGUCUUUUCCUGCUGAUCUUCCCUGCUUAUAUGGCUUACAUGAUCUGCCAGUUCUUCCGCAUGGACUUCUGGCUGCUCAUAAUCAUCUCCUCCAGCAUUCUCACGUCACUGCAGGUUCUUGGCACCCUUCUGAUCUACAUCCUCUUCAUGGUGGAGGAGUUUCGUAAGGCUCCGGUUGAGAACAUGGAUGAAGUCAUCUACAUCGUGAACGGGACCUACCGACUCCUGGAGUUCCUGGUGGCCGUGUGCGUGGUGGCCUACGGGGUUUCGGAGACCCUGUUUGGAGAAUGGACUGUAAUGGGCUCCACCAUCAUCCUGGUUCACUCCUACUAUAACGUGUGGCUAAGGGCCCAGCUGGGCUGGCAGAGCUUCCUGUUGCGCAGAGAUGCAGUUCACAAGAUCCAGAACAUGCCCACUGCUUCCACAUUACAACUCCAGCAACAUAAUGACAUCUGUUCGAUCUGCUUUCAGGAUAUGAAGUCUGCUGUCAUCACGCCUUGCAGCCACUUUUUUCAUGCCGCCUGCUUAAAGAAGUGGCUGUACGUACAAGAGACAUGUCCUCUGUGCCACGGGCAACUCAAAAGCCAAUUACAGCCAAUUAGCUCUCCAGGUGCCGCCGCCCAAGGCACUCCACCGGCCAAUCAGAACCCAGCAGAGGUGGAGCAGGAGCAGAGUGAUCCACAGAUUGAGUUGGACACUGAGGAAGGCACCCAAGCAGAAAACACUCCCCUAAUGAUAACCUCAGCCGAGCCCGAAAUUGAAAUGGACUCGCUAUCGGGGAGCUCCAAAGCCCAGCCCAAAGAAUGUGACGUAGGGACAGAUGGCAGCGCAUGCCCAGCUGGUGGUUUGGAGGAUGAGGAUGAUGGUUCAUGCAGCACAUCAGAUGUCCAAUCCUCUUCAUGAGCAAAUGACAGCGCUCAACUUAUCAGCCUAUUAGGUGUCGCCACACACACUUCAUAUUGCCAAUGUUGAGGACUACAUGGUUAAGGGGAUAGUUCACCCCCGAAAUAAAAGUCCUGUCAUCAUUUAAUCACACGUAAACACUUUUUCAGUGGAACACAAAAGGAGAUAUUUAGAAGUUUGUUCUAGCUGCUCUUUUCCAUGUAAUGAACAGGAAACGAGGACUCCAAAAAUGACAAAAAAACAUCUCCAUACAAG
Molecule: messenger RNA, 2485 nt
Organism: Rhinichthys klamathensis goyatoka
Lineage: Eukaryota; Metazoa; Chordata; Actinopteri; Cypriniformes; Leuciscidae
Gene: rnf145b
Product: ring finger protein 145b
Exons: 11
Coding region: 173-2230 (685 amino acids)
Cellular component (GO): endomembrane system; endoplasmic reticulum
Molecular function (GO): ubiquitin protein ligase activity; zinc ion binding
Source: RefSeq, a predicted model, not a curated record